Glossina fuscipes is the source of this 1664-nucleotide messenger RNA. Its product is annotated as carbohydrate sulfotransferase 11. Gene Ontology annotation, biological process: carbohydrate biosynthetic process. Gene Ontology annotation, molecular function: sulfotransferase activity. The record is from RefSeq and is a predicted model, not a curated record. Lineage: Eukaryota; Metazoa; Arthropoda; Insecta; Diptera; Glossinidae. Gene Ontology annotation, cellular component: membrane. The coding region runs from base 251 to 1483 and encodes 410 amino acids. The transcript has 4 exons.
GUGGUACAAUAUGUGAUGAAGGAAAACGCGCGCCAGGAUAUUGCAAAACGAUUAUUCGGGAAAACAUUAACGCGAACACAGCAGUUUUUAACGGACUGUGAACGAGUCAAGAUUGCAAGAAGAGGAUAAACGCGGAAAACUAUACACAAUUAGUAACAACUCAUCAAAAAGAGCAGUAGUGUGCCUGUGUAUAUGAGUGCGUGUGUAUUGUAGUAGUGAAGUGCAACAAAAUUCAUUUCUAUCGAUUACAAUGCAUAUACGCAUGUAUAUGUGGUACGACAGGCAUAUACAAGGUUCAAUAAAGUUAAUAAUCUUCUUGCUGGUUGCCGUUUUCUAUGUAACAUUUCUGUGCCGCGAAUCGCAAACCGCUUAUGAACUGAAUAAAGUGAAAGCUGAAUCGUCAGGUGUUGUGCAUUUACAGCCGCAAACAGGGUCCAAAUUUCUCAAUCUAAUACAGAGUAAAUUGAAGCCUCCAAUUCCGAAACUUGACUCAGUGGAAUUACCAGGAAUUAAUAACGUGAUAACAACAUUCAAUCCAGUGUACGAGUAUUCAGAGGAGAUACACGCCGCCAUCGAAAAAGAGUUGAAGCAACGUAAUUUACAUUUGCGGGAAGUCUGUGAACGCUAUCAAUUGCAAUUUGUCUAUCCACCGAAUCCGCGGGAAUUUUUCAUAUCACACGGUCAUAGCUUAAUAUGGUGUAACGUAUUUAAGGCAGCUAGUAGCACAUGGUUGUAUUAUUUUAAUAUAUUAGGUGGUUAUAAUGUGAAAUUUUUGCAACAAAUUGUUUAUCAGCCGUUAGAGUUGGCCCGUAAACGUUUUCCUCGACCAGAACUACCGGAAUUGCUCGAAAGUCUUCCCUAUUUGUUAUCCUUUCUUUUUGUUCGUGAUCCCUUCGAACGAAUUGUGUCCGGAUAUCGUAAUAAACUGGAGGAUUGUAAAAAUAGUUAUUACAAGUCUUUGGCUAAGCGCAUAAUAAAACGUUUCCGUAAACAUCCAAUCGCAGGACGAACAAAGAAGUGCCCCACAUUCCAAGAGUUUGUGCAAUAUCUAAUUGAACAACAUAAGCAGGGGAAACCAUUUGAUGAACACUGGGCUCCCAUAUAUAGCUUUUGCACACCAUGCUCGAUAGAAUUUAAUAUAAUCGGUAAAUUGGAAACAUUUGCUCGAGAUUCGGAAUUCAUAAUAAGAGAAGCUGGCUUAGAAUAUCUCUUAUUGGACAAGUUGCCAAAAAACAAAUUAAGUCGAAUAGGAAAUCUAGCUAAAGGCGGUAAAACGAAUAUUUUAAUGAAAAUAUACCUAUCAGAAAUCAACCGGACAACCUUCGAUCAACUCUUAAACAUAUACCGUUGGGAUUUUGAAUUAUUUGAUUAUGAUUUUAAAAAAUAUUACGACUACAUUAUACCGGAUGUUGUCGAGGAUGCAAAGAAUGCCACUUUAAAACCAACGAUGGAUGUGAAAAAUUAUACCGCAACGAAAAUGUAAAGAACAUGGAAACCAAAUAGUAUUAAAUAUCGAAAUCACACCCGAAUUUCUCUAUAUAUAUUUUUUUAUUAUAUUAUUCUUUAUUGAUUUCUAAAAAUGGAAAAUUUAAAACUCUACCAAAAACUGUAAGCUAAACCAGAGUCAUCCCAAGUACCUUAAAAAAAAAAAAAAAAAAAAAAAA